Messenger RNA from Lactuca virosa, 333 nucleotides. The record is from the annotation of a GenBank genome assembly. Lineage: Eukaryota; Viridiplantae; Streptophyta; Magnoliopsida; Asterales; Asteraceae.
AUGCAGCCAUUUUUUGACAUCCGAAACAACUUUCCAUACACUGUCUGGGCUGGAGCAGUGCCCGGCGGUGGUCAACAGCUUAAUCCAGGUCAAACCUGGUCUUUAAAUGUGGCAGCAGGCACAUCACAAGCUCGUAUAUGGCCACGUACCAACUGCAACUUUGAUGGGUCGGGUCGAGGGAACUGUGGGCCGACUUAUUUUCAAGAUUUUUCAAAGAUCGAUGCCCCGAUGCCUAUAGCUACCCCAAGGAUGAUCAAACUAGCACGUUUACAUGCCCUGGUGGAACAAACUAUAGGGUUGUGUUUUGCCCUUCCAACGCUAUUCAAAAUAUAG